Molecule: messenger RNA, 1671 nt
Organism: Gilbertella persicaria
Lineage: Eukaryota; Fungi; Mucoromycota; Mucoromycetes; Mucorales; Choanephoraceae
Exons: 3
Coding region: 1-1671 (556 amino acids)
Biological process (GO): regulation of DNA-templated transcription
Molecular function (GO): DNA-binding transcription factor activity
Source: RefSeq, a predicted model, not a curated record
AUGGAACAAGAUACACCUCAACCAGGACCACAAACGCAGUCGAAUGGACAGCCUAUCAAAAUCAGAAAAAAGCCUGGACGCAAGCCCAAUCCUGCUUCCCCGGCACUUCGUAAAGCUCAAAACCGAGCAGCUCAACGAGCUUUUCGAGAACGCAAAGAACGGCAUAUGCGAGAACUUGAAAUAGCCAUCAAACAAAUUCGAGAACAACGAGACAAGUUACAUGUAGAAAACGAACAAUUCAAAGCCGACCAAGAGAUUCUACGCUCAGAAAAUUGGUACUUGAAAGGGAUUGUGCUCACUUUACAGCUUGUGUGUUUUCAACACAAUCUGGUGAUUCCUCAACAUGGGCCAUACAUUAACGAGCAAGCCAUUUCAGUACUCGCACAGUCAAUUCCUGAACCCAUCGCAGCCUAUAUUAGUGUAAAUGCUAGCAAUAAAUUACCCAUUCCCUCCAAACUAUUUGGAUACCGACACACGAUGAAGCAGCGUGAUCGGUAUCUUUCCACCGGCUCAAUUGUUAUUACGAAAGAUGGAAUUCAUUCUGUGUCCGACCGUACUUCAAAGACAGCAAGUCUUUCUGUAUCGCAAGAUUCCCUAGACAGACUUUAUAGCUCAGAUGUUCCCACUGAGCAUCUUGUACAUCCAUUGGAGCAGCAACAACAUGAUGAAGAAUUAGCAACUACCAUGCCUCCGCUUUCUCCAGAAACCCAUACCCCACACCCUGUCAUGUUGGCUGAAGAGCCACUUACUUCUAAUCUCGCUGCUAUUCAAACACUCCGACUUCGCCUUCGUCUUCAAUCUGCUUGUGUUCGCAUGGACUCCAUACCUUUUGCUAUCCAGCCGACAUUAUUGCAGUUGACAAUUCCUCAUGAUCCACGUAUUGACUUGAUUCCAACACCACAUAUGCGAGACCGAAUGAUCUUAUUUAGAGAUCAAUUUGAUUUAGAUGAUUGUUUCCGCUGUUUAUUAGCCCACUCUGUCUUUCAUGGUGGUGACCCUGCUAUUGCUGCCAAUUGGCAAUUGCCACCUGAAUUUUUUGAGAAAUACUGGUUUUUGACGAUCGAUUAUGAUUUGAGACGCACGACGAAUAAAUGGAGACGCCUUCAAGGUCUUGGUGAACUUGAUUUUAAGCAACAACAAAAGCAACAAGAAGAAGAACGCAAACAGGUUGACAUAAACGAACUUCACCUUGGACCAAUGUUGGAACAAUACAGCCAUCAACAAUUAAAUCCCACCGAUAUCUCUGCUCUUUUGGGUAUUAGUUUUGGAAAGACAGUUAGUCAAGAUCCUAAAAAUAACUCAUCAUAUGCUUCAUCACUAUCCUCCGACUCCUCUUAUAAUACGGCUUCAUCACCAUCACCUACUUUACGCCAUGCUACGACAGUGGCAGAAGAAGAAGAAGACAUAACACCCACAUUUGAACCUGUUCGUCUCACGAAUGGUUACAAUUUCUCAUACUCGAAACCCCAACCACACCAAAUUAAAAAAUCAUCCGGAAAUCACAAGUCAUUACGCCAUCAUCCUUAUCAGCAGCCUGAAAAAGAACAAAGAAAUAGUCCUAAAAACACUGCUUCUGGAACUUGCGAUCCUUGGGAUACUUUGCUUGUCAAUAACACUUCAACAGAUCAACAAGAUUAUGGUAAAAUAUACUUAACAUCCUCCUCAACAUAA